AAAUGAAAAUAAAAAAUUAUUUAUACGGGGUAAAGAACCAUAUAAAGACACCCCUGAACGUUAGGUUAAGAUGGCGGAUUACAAGGAAUAGAUAACUGGCCAGUAAUAAUUCUAAAAUAAAUAACACUUUUAAGAAUGCAUAGAUUACUGAGCCAUUUAUAUUCGUGAAAAUGAUAUUUUUCCUACGAUAUUUCAUACGAAUAGUUCAUAGAUUCGCAUCAUUUACAGAACUAGCGUGAAAAUGUGGGUACAACAAGGGAUUUGGCCGCCGUAAACACGCUUCUGAUCGAGUGCUACAAUUUUCGUUAAUUUUGUCACGGCGGCAAGCACUCCUCUUUAGUAAAUUGUAAAUAAUUGUAAAUUAAGCACCAGGCAACGAAGCACCAGCACGAAAGGAUGCUUUACUUGGAAGAUUAUGUUGAAAUGAUCGAGCACCUUCCUCAAGAAUUAAGAGAUCGGUUCACAGAAAUGAGAGAAAUGGAUUUAGGUGUACAGAACUCAAUGGACAGUUUAGAAAAAAAAGUAAAGAUUUUUUUCGCAAAUGCAAAGAAAAUGAAACCUAGUGAAAAGGAAGCAGAAUAUGAAGCUAUUAGAAGAGAAUAUUAUAAAACUCUAGAAGAUGCAGAUGAAAAGGUGCAUUUAGCCAAUCAGAUGUAUGACUUAGUAGAUAGAUAUUUGAGGAGAUUAGAUCAGGAACUGCACAAAUUUAAAAUGGAAUUAGAAGCAGAUAAUAAAGGUAUCACAGAAAUAUUGGAGAAGAGGUCAUUGGAAUUAGAUCAACCACCUACAAAUAGUAGUCAAAAAGAGAAUCGAUAUAGCUUUACAACAUCCAGUAGGUCACGAGACAAUCAUAGUCAUUCUCGGGCAGAAAAAAGAAGAGAUUCAAAUGCAUCUUCUACAUCAAUAGAAAAACGCUUAGCUAUAGAAAAAAUUUCACCAAGUCUUCCUGAAUCGCGACCAGCUUCUGUAAAUUCAGGACCAAUUAUUGCCGCUACUAGCGUGCCAUCUACUCCUACAGCAAUCGCGAAUUCUGUUGGUUCAGUAAGUUAUAAUCUCGGUCAUAUAGGAGCUGGUGGAAAUGCCAUAGCAGCUGCAGCAUCGCAAGCAAUUGCUGCGACGCAACAAAUGCAACAUGGCAGACGUACUGCUAGUUUAAAAGCUAGUUACGAGGCCAUCAAUACUGGAGGUAUACAUGCAGCUGAAUUUAGUAGAGAAUUAGCUGGUGCUGCCAUUGCAGCUAUACAAGACAAUAAAAAACAUAAAAAAAAAGUAACAACUGCUGUACCAAGUUCAAGUGUAGUUGCUGCCUCAGUUCAACAACCAGUAUCACCUCCAGUUAUAACUACAAAUACACAAGUCGUAGAUUCUGAUAAUCCAGAUUGGACUUAUGAUCCAAAUGAACCAAGAUAUUGUAUAUGUAAUCAAGUAUCUUAUGGAGAUAUGGUUGCCUGUGACAAUUCAGACUGUCCUUUUGAAUGGUUUCACUAUCCAUGUGUGGGUAUCACUGCACCUCCGAAAGGGAAGUGGUACUGUCCUCAAUGUACAUCUUCUAUGAAGAGACGCGGAGGUCGAAAAAACUGAUUGUGCUAUAAUCAGUGCAAAUAUAAUGAGAAAAAAUUGAUACUACCUCUUAGGCAUUGUCCGUCAAGUACCAACUUAGUUAGGAAGCUAUUAAUUCUGAUUUUAUAUGACUUUUUAAAUAUGUUUAAAGUUUAAGUCAUGAUCUUAUCUGGUCUUGAUCUUGUCUCACAAAAAUUUCUGUUUUUACAGCAGAAAAGAGCAGUUUUUUUACUGCGUUUUGUAGACAUAAUGAAAGGAUCAAAUGGUGUAAAAAGUUGGCUUUAAACAAAUUCUGUUAUAUAAAAAAAAUUUUGACAUACAAAAUAUUGCAAUUAUUUUUUAAUACUUUUUGCACCAUUCUAUACCGUGACCACUAGAUAGUUUACAAAUUUACAUUGAAAAAUGAUUUUUUCUUCUGGUAGAAUACAAUAUGAUCUAUUGACUGAAAUACCAGAAGUGAUUUUCAUUGUGAAUUUUUCGAAAUUUAUGUUUUUAGUUCACGCAAUAUCGAGCAAUCUUCGUAUUUACGUCCUCGUGUUAGUUCAGACGUGCUUAAUAUCUCGCUGGAUUGACGAUUAUGCGAGCAAUAACAUUUUAAGUGUUCUAUGCUUUAAGAAAGAAACAAAACAAAUGAAAGACAGAGAGAUAAAAGCGAUAACAAAUUGUGAGAAUACUACUUUCGAAAUGAAGGAAUGUAGCAACUUGAUGUAUAAAUAAAUUGAACAAUGCAGAUUUA
Molecule: messenger RNA, 2296 nt
Organism: Apis florea (little honeybee)
Lineage: Eukaryota; Metazoa; Arthropoda; Insecta; Hymenoptera; Apidae
Gene: Ing3
Product: inhibitor of growth family, member 3
Cellular component (GO): NuA4 histone acetyltransferase complex
Source: RefSeq, a predicted model, not a curated record